AUGAGUAGAAGCAAAUGCCCAGUGGGACUGAUGCCUUCCGUGGUGGCCCCCGCUAAGGAGCCCAACGCCCUGUGCCCGAAGGCGGUGGAACUUGUCCUGGUCAAGGAACAGAAUGGGGUGCAGCUCACCAACUCCACCCUCGUCAACUCUCCACAGACCCCCGUGGAGCCCCAGGAGCGGGAGACCUGGAGCAAGAAGAUAGACUUCCUCCUCUCGGUGAUUGGCUUCGCUGUGGACCUGGCCAACGUCUGGAGGUUUCCUUACCUGUGUUACAAAAACGGCGGGGGAGCCUUCCUGGUCCCCUACCUGCUCUUCAUGGUCAUUGCGGGGAUGCCGCUCUUCUACAUGGAGCUGGCCCUCGGGCAAUUCAACAGGGAGGGGGCUGCCGGCGUCUGGAAGAUCUGCCCUGUGCUCAAAGGUGUGGGCUUCACGGUCAUCCUGAUCUCGCUCUACGUUGGCUUCUUCUACAACGUCAUCAUCGCCUGGGCACUGCAUUACUUCUUCUCCUCUUUCACCAUGGAGCUGCCCUGGACUCACUGCAACAACACCUGGAACAGCCCCAACUGCACAGACGCCUACUUAGGCAACACCAGUGACGGCUCAGGCCUCAACGACAGCUUCAGGACCACGCCUGCCGCCGAGUACUUUGAGCGCGGCGUACUGCACCUCCAUGAGAGCCGCGGCAUCGGAGACCUGGGCCCUCCCCGCUGGCAGCUCACAUCAUGCCUGGUGCUGGUCAUCGUCCUGCUCUACUUCAGCCUGUGGAAGGGAGUGAAGACUUCGGGGAAGGUCGUGUGGAUCACGGCCACCAUGCCAUACGUGGUCCUUUUUGCCUUGCUCCUGCGAGGAAUCACUCUCCCCGGAGCCAUGGACGGCAUCAGAGCAUACCUGAGCGUUGACUUCCGUCGGCUCUGUGAAGCGUCCGUUUGGAUCGACGCUGCCACCCAGAUAUGCUUCUCACUGGGCAUUGGGUUUGGGGUGCUAAUCGCCUUCUCCAGUUACAAUAAAUUCACCAACAACUGCUACAGAGACGCCAUCAUCACCACCUCAGUCAACUCCCUGACGAGCUUCUCCUCGGGGUUCGUGGUCUUCUCCUUCCUGGGGUACAUGGCCCAGAAGCACAGUGUGCCCAUCGGGGACGUGGCCAAAGAUGGGCCAGGGCUGAUUUUCAUCAUCUACCCCGAGGCUCUGGCCACGCUUCCACUGUCCUCUGCCUGGGCUGUGGUUUUCUUCAUCAUGCUGCUCACCCUGGGGAUCGACAGCGCCAUGGGCGGGAUGGAGUCAGUGAUCACCGGGCUCAUUGAUGAGUUCCAGCUGCUGCACAGGCACCGGGAGCUCUUCACCCUCUUCAUCGUCCUGGUCACCUUCCUCCUCUCCCUCUUCUGCGUCACCAAUGGCGGCAUCUAUGUCUUCACACUGCUGGACCACUUUGCAGCCGGCACGUCCAUUCUCUUUGGGGUGCUCAUCGAGGCCAUUGGGGUGGCCUGGUUCUACGGUGUGCGGCAGUUUAGCGAUGACAUCAAGCAGAUGACCGGGCAGCGGCCCAGCCUCUACUGGCGACUGUGCUGGAAGUUCGUCAGCCCCUGCUUCCUCCUGUUUGUGGUCGUGGUCAGCAUCGUGACCUUCAGGCCCCCGCACUACGGAGACUACGUCUUCCCUGAGUGGGCCAACGCACUGGGCUGGGCCAUCGCAGCGUCCUCCAUGUCCAUGGUGCCCAUCUACGCGGCCUACAAGUUCUGCAGCUUGUCCGGGUCCCUGCGGGAGAAAGUGGCCCACGCCAUCACCCCAGAGAAAGAGCGCGAGCUGGUGGACAGCGGGGAGGUGCGCCAGUUCACGCUGCACCACUGGCUCAUUGUGUAG
Molecule: messenger RNA, 1860 nt
Organism: Pipistrellus nathusii (Nathusius's pipistrelle)
Lineage: Eukaryota; Metazoa; Chordata; Mammalia; Chiroptera; Vespertilionidae
Source: the annotation of a GenBank genome assembly